This is a messenger RNA of Drosophila novamexicana, 2028 nucleotides long. RefSeq lists its product as uncharacterized. Gene Ontology annotation, molecular function: structural constituent of chitin-based larval cuticle. Gene Ontology annotation, cellular component: chitin-based extracellular matrix. The coding region runs from base 1 to 1485 and encodes 494 amino acids. Lineage: Eukaryota; Metazoa; Arthropoda; Insecta; Diptera; Drosophilidae. The transcript is spliced from 5 exons. The record is from RefSeq and is a predicted model, not a curated record.
AUGCGGCAAACAGCCGGCAACAUCAGCAUCCACAACAACAGUCGCAACAUAAACACAUGCUGCCAGGCUGCGGCUGGAGCCAACACCAACGCCAACCGGUUAAACUUAUUAUUAUUUACAACCCACAAGCAGAAAAGCGAAGUCUGUCAUAAGCUGGCAUUGGUAGCGUUGGCAGCCGCCUCGUGGGGUGAUGCGAGUCAAAGUCAGUACCAUAUUCAAACGGAUGAGGGACCCGAGAGGUACUUCCGCUUUCAGACCGACAAUGGACAAUUCCGCAAGGAGAAACGUCUGCAGGACGGCACAGUCAUUGGCACAGAGGCCUGGAUCGAUGCUGCUGGCUUUUUGCGACAGAAGGAUUACAUAGCCGAUAAGGAGGGAUAUCGUAUUCUCAAAUCAAAGACUAUAUUUGUGGGCCAAGGCAGGGGCAUUGAGGAGGCCAUAAAGUCCACAAAAUCGGCGCCGGCUCAGUCUGGCAUUUUGGUUGAUGGUAAUGUGGGUGGCAAUAGCGUAGCCGGCGGCUAUAGAAAACAUGGAUAUGGCUAUAGCAGCACUACUUCAACGACCACACCCCCACCGCCACUUUAUGAGCCACCAAAUUUGGCCACUGCAAAUCUGGGCUCAGGUGUAGGUAAGCUCAACUAUUUGCCACCCGAACAGGCAGCCAAGAUACAGCCACAAACGCAGCUGGGAUUUGAUCACUAUCCGGACGAGUUGCCCCGAGCACGGGACCAGCUGCUAAGCGGCAAGGUGCACAUUCAGCCGAAUGCGGAGGCCAUUGAUGACAUCAAUGCAAUUAAUGUAUACGAUGAGGAAGCAGAUCAUGGCUUUGCGCCGGGUCGUUUCGCCUCUGUUAUUGGCUCAACGACGCCUCGUCCGCCCGUGCUGCUGUCUGCGCCCGCGUUAUCCAUGCUGCCACCUUUGAGCUCGCAGCGCAGACGUCUCCGACCACGCCCAACGGCUAUCGGCAUAGUGCCCACAACACCUGCGCCCAUUGCGGCUCAGGCUCCCUUUGGUUACUCCACGCCUGCGCCAUUCGCUGCGCCGCCCUCCGUUUCCGAUGCAAGCUAUCACUAUGCGCCCACAGCCACGCCCACCAGCAAUGGAUAUGGUUACUAUGCGCCCAACUUACCGCUGGAUGUGAAUGCUUUGGAUGCUUCUUUGCUGCCACCAUUGCCAGAUCGGGCGUACCGCCGACGUCUGCGUCCGCUGCACAGCAACAAUCUGGAUGCCUCAGACUAUGAUGGUGUAAGUGUGACGCGCAAUGGUUUCCGCUAUGUGUUGCCCAAGCAGUAUCAUGAGGAAGCCCAGGUGGAUGACAAGCGAGCGGGUAGCUUUGGCUACGUAGAUCCCUUCGGCAUACGCCGCGUCGUCUACUACAAUGCAUCGCCAGGGCGUGGCUUUGUGCAUCGCAAUAACAAUCAGUAUGUGGGUGCGAAUGGAGCGCCCUACGAUGAUCCCGGUCCAGCGCAGUUGGUGAACGAGUAAACGUGAUAGGAACGAUUAAACGAUUGCAAAGUGUCCUUGUCGUAGCGCUAGCGGUGCUACAAUUAAUCCAUACCAAUACACAAACUGCCCCACUUCCCUCACAAAGCACCAAAACUAACCGAACAUCCUCAAUUUUAGAAAGAAGUGACUAGCGCCAUGUGAGGGGUGUUCACUCAUUGAAAGCACUAUUUCAUAUGGGAAAUUUUCAACAGCGUUGAGCAGUGAAUACCCUUAAUGGAAAGGCAUGACUUAUUAAUCUGUACAUAACCACGCUUUAAACAUUUUCACAAACACACGACAAAACAAACAAAACGAAUAUCUGUGUUAAUUAAUUUAAUACUUAUAUAUAUAUUUAUAACAUAAUUUAUGAAUAAUCCAUUGUGCAAUUUGCGCCUAGAUUUAGUUAGACUAAAGUUUCAUUAGGAACUUUCACGGUUGUGCAGUGCUCGCAGCUGUUGUAAAGUGAAAAUAGUUUCAUUUAUUAAUCUUGCCAUAUUAACAACACGUAAAUAAACACUUAACAAACACACACUAAAAGCCACC